AUGAUUCCACGAAAAUACGCUAGUGGUACUUCGAAACGUAAAGCGAAACAGAAACAUGAAGAUUUUAAAAAUAAACUACCGAAACUGACCAACUUCUUUCCUGCCGAAAUAAAAACUGGAGGCACUAUUGCUAAUGAAGAUGACGAUAAGAUUCAGCAAAUCUCGGUGUUAACAUCAAAUUCGGUACUUUCUACUAAUAGUGAUGAACUCAGUAUUAAGGAUGCUGUCAUUUGUAAUGAACACUCAGAUGACAGUUGUGACAUGAAUAAUCAGAACGUAAUAAGCAGGAAAGCCAAGCUCGUCAUAGAACCUGUAAAUAAAGAUCCCUUUCUGUGGCCCAUGGAAAUGCAUGAUGAUGUGAGGCAAAAGUAUUUGGAUAAAGGCUAUGAAUAUUUUCAGAAAAAAGAUAACAAUUUUCAAGCUUCUCUACAAGAUGAGAUUAAGUAUUGGACUGAAGUUUUAAAACGCAUUGUCGAAGUAAUUCGUUUUCUUUCUGCACGCGGUCUUGCUUUUCGGGGCGAGCAUGAAGUGAUUGGUUCUCCAAAUAAUGGAAAUUACUUGGGUGUUUUGGAACUGAUUUCUAAAUUUGAUCCAUUCUUAAAAAAACACUUUGACUUGCAUGCAAAUCAAGGUCGCGGGCACGUUUCCUAUUUGUCAAAAGAUAUUUGUGAAGAAUUUAUUCACAUGAUGGCUAACAAAGUUAAGAACGAAAUUCUUAGCCAAAUUAAGAGAGCAAAAUAUUUCAGCCUUAUUGUAGAUUCGACACCAGAUGUAUCUCACGUUGAUCAGUUAUCUAUUGUACUCCGGUACUGUUUGGAUGGUUGUGUGUAUGAACGCUUCUUUUGCUUUUUACCUAUUAAUAGCCAUACUGGAGCAUCAUUGAAUGAAACAAUAUUACAAGUUCUUUGCAAUAAUGAAAUUGACAUUGUUUACUGUCGAGCGCAAACUUAUGAUAAUGCCAGUAACAUGUCUGGAAAAUACUCGGAAUUACAAGCACGAAUUAAAGAAGUUAAUCAUCUUGCGUAUUACGUUCCUUGUGUAGGACACUCACUAAAUUUAGUUGGCGAAUGCAGCGUAGAUGAAUGUAUCGAUUCUGUAAAUUUUUUCCGGUUCGUACAACGACUUUAUGCUUUCUUUUCCAUUUCUACGCAUCGUUGGAGCAUAUUGCUAAAACACGCGAGCACUACAUUAAAAAGUUUAUCUUCUACAAGAUGGUCAUGCCGCGAUGAUGCCAUUACUGCAUUAGCUCAGAAUUAUUUAGAAUUAUAUAAUUCAUUGUAUGAGAUUGAGCAAAGUGAAGAAGAAAAGACCGAAACUCGUCACGAAGCAAUGUCCUUAAAAAACAAAUUAACAAAACUAGAAACUGCAUUUAUGACAGUUUUUUGGCAUCGAGUUCUUCAACGAUUCAAUAUAACUAGCAAAUUUGUGCAAAAAAUCGAACUCGACUUGAUUACGGCUAAUGAUAUGCUACACUCGCUACUUAAAUUUAUUAGUGACGUAAGAAAUGAUUUUGUAGCAAUAGAAAACGAUUCUAAAAAUUUAGGCUCUUUUGUACAACAAAAAUAUUCUGAUACACAGAAACGAAAAAUUAAAAAAAAAUGUGCAGAUAAUGUAACGGAGAUUCAAAAUUUAAAUGGUUGCGAAAAAUUCCGUAUUGAAUCAUUUAAUGUAAUCGUUGACAAACUUCGAGUUGAAUUAGAAAAGCAAAGUUCGGCGUAUAAUCACAUAACAAAGUUAUUUGGCUUUCUAACUAAAUUGACGACCAUCGAAAUCGAUGAAAUGCGAGAGUGCGCUAAUCGUCUUGUUAGCAUUUAUUCUCAUGAUUUAGAAAGUAGUUUAGGUUGCGAACUGGAACAAUUUAUUCCGUUUAUAAAAACUAGCUUCAAAAAUGUUACAUUCUUUCCAUUGGAUAUUUUAAAAUGGAUGUGCGAUCGAAAACUUGAAGAAGUCUUUCCAAAUAUAUACGUAGCAUUUAGACUAUUUAUGACAAUACCGAUCGCAAAUUGCGAGGCCGAGCGAUCGUUUUCUAAAUUAACUAUAAUAAAAAAUAAAUAUCGAUCCACAAUGACGGAUACUAGAUUAUCGUCAUUAGCAUUAUUAGCAAUAGAGAGCGAAUUGCUAUAA
Messenger RNA from Nylanderia fulva, 2124 nucleotides. Lineage: Eukaryota; Metazoa; Arthropoda; Insecta; Hymenoptera; Formicidae. The record is from RefSeq and is a predicted model, not a curated record.